Molecule: messenger RNA, 2101 nt
Organism: Momordica charantia (bitter melon)
Lineage: Eukaryota; Viridiplantae; Streptophyta; Magnoliopsida; Cucurbitales; Cucurbitaceae
Product: monocopper oxidase-like protein SKU5
Cellular component (GO): plasma membrane
Molecular function (GO): oxidoreductase activity; copper ion binding
Source: RefSeq, a predicted model, not a curated record
CUUCCUUCUCCCCUUUUGUUGUUUUCUCCUCAAACUCUCUUGGAAAGCUCCUCCCAUUUAUUGACCCACAUCGCAAUUUCAUCUAUGCAUUUUCCCUGUUUCCUCUCCAUCUUCUGCUGGAAGAGGACAAAAAGAAGAAGCUUCUUCUUUUGCUCUUUCUUUUGCCACUGCCAUGGCUUCUACUGGUUUCCACAGGCACCCUCUGGCUUAUGCCCUUCUGAUUGGGGUUUUUGCUUCCAGUGUCAGCGCCAUCGACAUCUUUCUUGAAUGGAAUGUGACAUUGGACUUCACAAUCAAACCUGUAUCUCAGGAGCAGCCUGUUAUUGCCAUUAAUGGGUUGUUCCCUGGACCUCUGAUUAAUGCCACAACAAAUGAUUUUGUUCAUGUGAAUGUCUUCAACAACUUGGAUGAGCCCCUGCUUUUUACCUGGAAUGGGAUACAACAAAGGCUAGACUCAUGGCAAGAUGGGGUCUCUGGAACAAACUGUCCAAUUCUACCAGGUACAAACUGGACUUAUGUGUUUCAGACCAAGGACCAAAUUGGCAGCUUCUUCUACUUCCCAUCAAUCAACUUUCAGAAGAUGGCUGGAGGAUUUGGACCGAUUCGUGUCAACAACCGUAAUGUGAUCGCCGUUCCCUUCCCAAAACCAGAAGCUGAGUUUGACCUCCUCAUUGGUGAUUGGUCUUUUGACAACUACAAGAUAAUCAGAUCCCUGAUGACCGAUCCAAUAAUCGCAUUCAACAGCAUCCCGAACAUAAUGUUGAUGAAUGGAAAGCCACCAUUUGGCCACCCUGAUGGAAAAGCCUUUGAAUCAUUCACUGUCACACAAGGGAAGGUUUACAGGUUCAGGAUAUCGAACGUCGGGACAACUUUGAGUUUCAACUUCGGGAUUCAGAACCAUCAAAUGUUGUUGGUUGAGACAGAAGGAUCUUACACCAAUCAGACCACGUUAGAUUCACUUGAUGUUCAUGUGGGGCAAUCCUAUUCCGUUCUUGUCACUGCAAACCAGAUCGAUGCGGAUUAUUUCAUCGUAGCAUCUCCAAAAUUGCUGAAUGUCACAGAAUUUGGCAGCCUCAUCGGUGUGGGAGUGCUACACUAUUCCAAUUCUGCUGCGCAACCCAUUAGCCCUUUACCAACUGGCCCCGACCCAUUUGAUCUCGACUUUUCAGUAAAUCAAGCAAAAUCCAUCAGAUGGAACAUGACCACAGGAGCUGCAAGGCCAAAUCCUCAAGGAACUUUCAAUGUGACAAAUGUGACAUUAUCACAAACUUUCAUCCUUCAAAACUCAGUGGACGUAAUUAAGGCAUCGCCCCACGCUCUUGUCAACAACGUGUCCUACCUCACAAUCGAUACCCCGUUGAAGCUUGCCGAUCACUUAGUCAACGGUUCUGGAGUGUACCAACUUGAUGCAUUUCCUGUUCAACCUGUCAAUCUUAAUGCUUCUUUUGGAACCUCUGUUGUCACUGGAAACCACAAAGGUUGGAUAGAAAUUGUCCUAAAAAACAACUUGGGCUUCAUAGACUCUUGGCAUCUAGAUGGUUUUGGAUUCUAUGUCGUUGGGUUCGGAAAUGGAGACUGGACACCGGAAUUGCGCAACACGUACAACCUAUUCGAUCCAGUUGUGAGAUCAACGGUGCAGGUGUAUCCAGGAGGAUGGAGUGCAGUUUUUGCUUUCCUAGACAACCCAGGGAUGUGGAAUUUGAGGUCACAACUCCUGAAAAACUGGUUUUUAGGCCAAGAACUUUACCUAAGAGUUCAUGACAGUAAUCCUAACCCGGCUAAGGAGCGGCCACCGCCUGCAAACCUCCUCCUUUGCGGGAUUUUUAAUCAAUCAUUUGUCCCGGUUAGUGUGCCACCUCCGCUCCGCCCGUGAUUGUGUGAUAGCGAUUAUGAAGACUUGAUAAAGCUAUUACUUUUGGUUUGAUACUGUCUGAUAAGACCUAUAAGACCUGCAACAGGGGGAAAAUCUUUAUCUUUAUGACUUUACUCACUUUGUCUGUGACAUAUAUGCUGUAGAAGAUGUGGCUUGUUUUGGUAAUAUUUUAUUCUCACUGUGCCACUGGCAAAGUCACAAUAUUGAUUCAUUAAUUUUCCUUUGCAA